AAUUUCUCUCCUUUUCACCCCCAGAUCCUGAAAUAAGAAAACAUGGAUGAGGUCGUGCAGACCCUAAAAAAGAUCGAGCAGAACUACAAGCUCUUCCAGCAGCAGCAGUUCUCAUUUAUCAGAGCACUGGAACACACCCGGGAGGAAGCCCACGACUCAGUCAGACCUGUGUCAUCCAUUGUCCAGGUACAGUGCUACAAGGACCACCACUGUUACAAUGCCACAGACAGGCGCAUCCUCAACAUGUUCAUCUCCAUUUGCAACGAUCUCCGCAACCUCUGCCAGAAGCUGGGAACGGUGCAUCCUGGGGACAGCGUGUCCAACGGCCUUGUGGAGAAGUGCAAAGUGCUCCUCAAUGACAGCAACGACCUCACAGCCAUCCGAGCCACCUACCCCCAUGGUGUUGUGAACUACCUGAGCUGGGAAGAAGCAAGGAAUCGCUAUGGAGGGGUGGUGAGCCUCAUCCCCAUCGUUAUAGACACCAUGAGGGAGUGGAUAACAUACAUGACGAGCCACCUCCUGCCUAAUGAAAGAGAAUGCAAGAGGUGCAAGUAUGAAGACCCACGUUUGAAAAAUAAAGCUCCUUGGGUGCCACCAGGCAAAAAUACGUAUUAAAGGAUCAAAGCUCCUGCAUCGUCUCCUCACCAAUUUUAACCUAAUAGCUGAUUAAAUACAAUGAAAUGAAGACUAUA
Molecule: messenger RNA, 692 nt
Organism: Cyanistes caeruleus (blue tit)
Lineage: Eukaryota; Metazoa; Chordata; Aves; Passeriformes; Paridae
Source: RefSeq, a predicted model, not a curated record